Molecule: messenger RNA, 1815 nt
Organism: Juglans regia (Persian walnut)
Lineage: Eukaryota; Viridiplantae; Streptophyta; Magnoliopsida; Fagales; Juglandaceae
Product: putative serine/threonine-protein kinase
Exons: 8
Coding region: 438-1541 (367 amino acids)
Biological process (GO): protein phosphorylation
Molecular function (GO): protein kinase activity; ATP binding
Source: RefSeq, a predicted model, not a curated record
UCAGGUACAGCAGAGCAAGGUGUGAGUGUGAAAUCGUACGAGGAGGAGAAAGAAAAGGAGGUGUCUCUGUACGCGCACAGCUGAGCCUGUUCAACAUAUUGAGACGACGACGGAUUACGCGACAAAACACCUCGCUGCCUCAUCUUUCAACUCCUCUCCUAUUUUAUCAUUAUGUUUUUUUUUUUUCUUUUUUCUUUUUGUUAACGAACAGUUUCAACGCACGCAAAUUUAGAAGAAGCCAGAGCAGAGAAAAAUCUUGGAGCCUUCGAGGUCUCCUCCAUGUGUUGAUUCCGUAACUAAAUCGGGAGCUGAAGUUGUUUUCCCUGUUAAUCUAGUUUGGCGUUUGAUUUUUAUCGAAGAGCAAAUUUUGUUUUAGGUGAUCCGGUGAAAGGUAUAAUUUACAACAAGAACAUAGUAGUCACUUAACUUAUAAUAUUAUGAGUUGUAGCUGCUUUGGGGCCUUAAAAGUGAAGAGGGGAGAGAGCUCUGCUCAUCGUGAAAUAGUAGGGAGUUUGCCUGGGAAUAUUAAACAUUUCUCCUACAAUGAAUUAAGGUUGGCGACAGAUAAUUUCCAUCCAAGCAAUAAAUUAGGCCAAGGAGGUUUUGGAACUGUUUACAAGGGAAUCCUAAAACAUGGAAUAGAAGUUGCCGUGAAGACACUUUCUGCCCAUUCAAAGCAAGGACUACGUGAAUUUUUGACCGAGAUUAAUACCAUAUCAAAUGUCAGGCAUCCAAACCUGGUUGAGUUGGUAGGCUACUGUGUUGAAGGAUCUCAUCGGAUUUUGGUCUAUGAAUACUUACAAAAUAACAGCCUUGAUCAUGCAUUAUUAGGUUCAAAGAGUCCAAAGAUCAAUCUGAAUUGGGAACAAAGAUCUGCUAUUUGCCUGGGCACCGCUAGGGGUCUUGUAUUUCUUCAUGAAGAUCUUGUACCACAUAUUGUGCAUAGAGAUAUUAAAGCUAGUAAUAUACUUCUGGACAAAGAAUUUAACCCAAAAAUUGGAGACUUUGGGCUGGCUAAACUUUUCCCAGAUGACAUCACUCACAUUAGCACGAGAAUUGCUGGAACAACUGGGUAUUUGGCACCAGAAUAUGCCUUGGGUGGUCAUUUGACCAUGAAAGCCGAUGUUUACAGUUUUGGAGUCCUUAUACUAGAAAUAAUUAGCAGCAGAAGCAGUGCUAAGGCAAACUGGGGAGGAACAGAGAAAUUUCUCUUGGAAUGGGCAUGGCAACUGUAUGGAGAAGAGAGACUCUUGGAGAUCGUGGAUCCGGAAAUGCAAGGAUUCCCCGAGGAAGAAGUGAUUAGAUACAUUAAGGUAGCCUUUUUCUGCACCCAAGCAGCAGCGAGCCGAAGGCCAUUGAUGAGCCAGGUUGUUGACAUGCUCUCGAGGAACAUCCGACUCAAUGAGAAGGAACUUACUGCCCCAGGUCAUUUCACGGGGUCAGGGGAGGCAUCUUCCUCCAAGAAAGGGUCAUCCUCCGACUAUACCAGCAAUCAGAUGAGCUCUGUCCCCGUCACAAUUACUGAAGUUACCCCUAGAUGAUUGAAUAAUUCCAUUCCUAGGUCAACAGUGAAUACGACUCAGCAAAAAUGCAGUUAGAGCUUGUUUUAGAUACAUUUUUUUUUAUAAGUAAACAAAUUUUGUUAAUCAAUAAUAGGCAUAGCCAGGUACAAUACAAAAGUAUGCCUUAACUAUGUAGGCGCAAUAGAGACAAGAAAAUCAUGUAGAUCUAGGCUAUUAAAAUCAACAACAAUGGCCCAAGUACAUAGUGUUAUAAUAAAUAAAGCUUUUAGUUCCUCCAGUGAUCUUUCCUUGU